This is a messenger RNA of Lolium perenne, 1580 nucleotides long. RefSeq lists its product as uncharacterized. Lineage: Eukaryota; Viridiplantae; Streptophyta; Magnoliopsida; Poales; Poaceae. The record is from RefSeq and is a predicted model, not a curated record. Gene Ontology annotation, molecular function: protein binding.
UAGCUACUUCAUGAGUUGAGUUUAAGGUUUCGUAAUGCAAUUUCUUGGCUUUGUGCAUAUGAUGGGUUCAUCAAGAGCGACACGUUUGUCAAUUAUUAAUCUGCUUUGUUUGUGGAGCUCUUAAUCUUCCUUCUUUCUUGGCAGUAAUUAUUAUCUGUUUGAGAUCUGCAGUUCUGUGCACCGGCUUAUGAAGUGUUAUUUUUGUUUCUAAUGUGCACGGCUCUGUAUGUUUUAACUAUAAAUUAUUUGUUAAAAGGCAUGGUGAUUGAUUUCGAUUGCAGAGAUAUUCCUGUGGAGAGGAAGUGCAAGAGCUAGCUAUGGGAAACUCAUGUGCUACUGGCGCCUGCAGAGGAGCAAAGAAGGGAUCCGACCUGGCACCUUCUUCGGCGAAAGGAGGAUUAAACCAGGGAUCCGACGUGCCACCUCCUCCCGAGGGAGACGGAGCAAACCAGGUAUCCGACGAGGCACCUUCAACCGCGGUGCAGAAUACCUACAAGUGGAGGAUCGAUGGUUUCUCCUCGCUUGUUGAGAAGGGAAAAGGACCGACCUACUCCAAUGUGUUUCAGAUGAAGAAGGGGCUCAACUGGCACUUGGUAGUGAACCUAAGGGACACAAAGAGUGGCGACCAGAAUGAGUAUGUUUCUCUUCAGCUUGAGUUGGCAAAUGUGAGUCCGGACACGAUCGUGGAGACAACUUUGAAGUUUUUGAUAUAUGACCAGUUAUUUGGAAAACACCAUGAACAGCAAGUUAGCCACAAUUUCGAGACAGGAAGCACAUGCUCUGGAACCUCAUGCAUGAUUCCUCUCGCGGCACUCAAGGAAAGGUCCUCCGGAUUCCUGGUCAACAAUAGCUGUGUUUUCGCGGUUGAGUUCAUCACAGUUGUCGUUGCUAAAGCUAACGAUACGUUAGAGGCGCUGUUUGUUCAGAAGACGAACAACGUCUGCAGUGAACCCCAAGUCUACACCUGGCACAUUGAGGACUUCUUUGUGUUGAAGAAUCCGAGCUGCUCUCCUGAGUUUGAGCUCUGUGGACACAAAUGGUGCAUCAGAAUCUAUCCAUCUGGAGAUGAUGAUACGAAUGGGAACUACCUCUCCUUGUACGUGGUCAGGAACGGGCCGGAUACACUGGACGAGAACUUGGCAUACCUGAUAGAGCAAACCAUAUCCAUCAAAACCCAGGAAACUGGCAAGGGCCUGGCAAAAAAAGGCCGGAUCGAGUACUCGAACAAAUGUACCUGUUGGGGAUGGGAAAAGUUCAUAUCUCUAGAAGAUUUCAAGGACCCGGCAAAUGGUUAUCUGGUGAAAACAAAGUGCUGCAUCGAAGUUGAGGUUGCGGUUAUUGGUUCCUCCAAGACGAAGUAGCUAGAUUACUCGUAGCCUACGCGGAUGCUUGUGUUAAUGUGUGCUUAUGCACUUAGCUUGAAUUGCUAUUCUGCCUCCGUAUCUUCUCGUGUCGUUACAAGUCUAUAAAACUGCAAAGACCCAAAGGAACAUUCAGAAAUGUGUAUGUUUCUCAGGUUGCUGGUCAUGUCUUUUUGGUGUAGUGCCAUGAUGAAUGAAUGGAUACGCAAAAUUAGCAGA